CAGAGCGAAGGUCAAAAGCUAGGCCCUACACAUUUAUCACAUUUUCAAGCUAAAGAAAACGCCGAGUUCCUUGAUUCCUAGAUCUAGGUCUAGAGUCUAGAAUAGAUAUCGACUAGAUCUAGAUCUAUAUUUUCACAAUAAAUAUGUCGACGAUUGGAUCCUUAAAAAACAUUGUUGGCCUUGUCACUGGUGGAGCAUCUGGUCUUGGUCGUGCCACAGUUGAGAGAUUUAUUAGAGAAGGAGCAAAGGUGGUGUUGUGUGACUUGCCUUCAUCAAAGGGAGAAGAAGUAUCAAAAUCUCUAGGAAAAAACUGCAUUUUUUCACCAACUGAUGUCACAUCAGAACAAGAUGUCACCAAAGCCAUAGAACUAGCAAAAAAUACAUUUGGCAGGCUUGAUACAGCAGUUAACUGCGCAGGAAUUGGAGUUGCAUUCAAGACCUACAAUUUUAAUAAGAAAAGGGCUCAUGAGUUGGCUGAUUUUCAAAAAGUUUUAAUGGUAAAUACUUGCGGAACAUUCAAUGUGAUAAGAUUGGCAGUAGGAUUGAUUGGAGAAAAUGAACCAAAUAAAGAUGGUCAGCGUGGAGUUAUAGUGAACACCGCAAGUGUGGCUGCUUUUGAUGGUCAGAUGGGUCAAGCUGCUUAUUCAGCCAGUAAAGCUGCCAUUGUUGGAAUGACAUUACCCAUUGCUAGAGAUUUAGCUUCUCAGGGGAUACGAGUUGUGACUAUUGCACCAGGUCUGUUUGACACACCACUCUUAUCCAUGCUACCUGAUAAGGUUAGAAAAUUUUUAGCAAGUACUAUACCAUUUCCAGCCCGACUUGGUAAUCCAGAUGAGUAUGCACAUAUGGUUCAGAGUGCAAUUGAAAAUCCUCUACUGAAUGGUGAGGUUAUUAGAUUGGAUGGAGCAUUGAGAAUGAUGCCUUAAGAACAAUUAAUAUCUUGCAUGUUACAGUAGAGUACACAUUGUUAUUCAUUUUGGCAUACAAUUGGUUCAUUUUAAAGAGAUGUGCGUUUGGUGCCUAAAGAUGCAUUUCUUGAAAUAAAACAUUUUUAAAAAAUCAA
This is a messenger RNA of Physella acuta, 1063 nucleotides long. Its product is annotated as 3-hydroxyacyl-CoA dehydrogenase type-2. Gene Ontology annotation, cellular component: mitochondrion. The record is from RefSeq and is a predicted model, not a curated record. Gene Ontology annotation, biological process: estrogen metabolic process; fatty acid metabolic process; androgen metabolic process. Gene Ontology annotation, molecular function: estradiol 17-beta-dehydrogenase [NAD(P)+] activity. NCBI's taxonomy places the organism in Eukaryota, Metazoa, Mollusca, Gastropoda, Physidae.